AUGAAUGAUAAUACGGAUUCGUCAGCAUCAGCAGGAGGUAUUUCAAGUUGGAGAAAUGCUUCGGGAGCUGAUGAAGAGGAUAAACCAAAACCAACAUCAUCAUGGCUCGGAUUGACAAGAGUUAAUAAAGUCAACGAAAAAUAUAGGACCAAUCAAUCAAGAGAUUUGGCUCUCCGAUUUUUAGAAGAACAAAGUGAUGAUGAAGCAGAUGAUAUUUCUAAAAAGAGAACCUACGAUGAGAUGGAAAACGAUGAUAAUAUCGAGGAGGAAGAAGACAUUUCUAAAAGAACAGAUGAAACUACAGCUGCUGUCAUUAAUAUUUGGGCUAAAAAACAAAAAAUCAAUGAGGAAAAGGAUGUCAGAUUGGGAAAUGUUUGGGUUAUGAGUAAUUGUAAAGUCAGUGUGGAAAAGGCAUCACUCUCUGAAAAUAUUGUUGAAUGUUUAAAGAAUAAUAGACACAACCCAGUUCGUGAAUUAUUUGCAGUUCAGAGAGCUGUUGUUCCUGUUUUAAUUGCCAUGACAAAGAGUGGUGUACCUGGUGACAUUUGUAUUGGUUCACCAACUGGUAGUGGUAAAACUCUUUCCUAUGUAUUGCCAAUCGUAGAAGUUUUAUCAUCACUUAAAUUUACAAAACUGAGAGCUAUUGUAAUUGUACCAAAUUCUCAAUUGGUGAAACAAGUAACACAAGUUUUUAGAUCAUUUGAAAAGUAUACAUCACUUAAAGUGAAAUCAUUGAAUCCUUACAAUAGAUUUGAAUCAGAACAAUCUGACUUGGUUGACUCUUUAACUGGUGAUUCAAAAGUUGAUAUUCUUAUUGGAACUCCUUCUCUUUUUGUUGAACACAUCAAAAAGACAAAGAAUUUCACGUUGGAACAUUUGAAGUUUUUAGUAUACGAUGAAGUUGAUACCCUAUUAUCAGAUGAACAUUCUUCUUUCAUUAAGGUUAUUGCUGAUACAUAUUAUAAUUGCACAUCUGUAAUUAGUAGAAGAGCCAAAACUCAAAUUAUUCCAAAUAUUCCUCUUCCUGUUGCCCAUUCAUUUGCUAGAAUUAUUUGUUGUUCAGCCACUAUUACUUCCCAUGCUGGUAAACUUGAUAUCAUUAGAUUGAAUAGACCUCAAUUCUUUACAUAUUUGGCUCCAGCUAAAUUGAGAUCAGCAGAAGAUAUGUCAACAUCAUUGGACGAUCCUCUUGUUGGUAAAAAGUAUUACAUUCCAGAUACAUUGGCUCAAUUCAUUGUCAAGUAUGAAGCUGUUACUAAACCACUCUAUCUUAUUGCUCUUUUAUUGGAUAACAAGUGUAGAAGCAAAAAGACACUUGUAUUUUGUAAUGACAGUCAGACAGCUCAUAGAUUAAAUUUACUACUUGAAACUGCCGUCAGUGAAGGGGCUUUCAAUUCCAAAGAUGCUUUUGGUAUUGCUCCAGAACUCAAUACAAAAUUCUCUGAAUAUUACAAUCCAAAAGAUAAGAAGUCUACAACCAUACUGAAUAAUUUCAGAAAGGGACAUUUCAAUGUAUUAAUUUGUACAGAUGUUAUUGGAAGAGGUUUUGAUAUUGAGGUUGAUUUUGUGAUAAACUAUGAUGCUCCUCUCACCUUAAAGACUUACAUUCACAGAAUUGGUAGAACUGCCAGAGCUGAAAAGGAAGGUACUUCAUUUACAUUCUUAACUGGACCUGAAAUCGAGACAUACAAAUCCAAGUUGACUUCAAGAGCAGAAAUGAGCAAUCUCUUGGAAGAAUUUAUCAUUCCUCACAGACGUUUGAACAAGUUUGUGGAACCAUUCAGACACAUUUUGGAUAAGUACAAGGAAAAGAUUGAAAAAAGUAAAGAUUAA
Naegleria gruberi is the source of this 1833-nucleotide messenger RNA. RefSeq lists its product as uncharacterized. Gene Ontology annotation, molecular function: nucleic acid binding; ATP binding. The transcript is spliced from 3 exons. Bases 1 to 1833 code for a protein of 610 amino acids. NCBI's taxonomy places the organism in Eukaryota, Heterolobosea, Eutetramitea, Acrasida, Naegleriidae. Gene Ontology annotation, cellular component: nucleus. The record is from RefSeq and is a predicted model, not a curated record.